CGCUCCGGAGAGACUGACCGAGACUCUCCCCUCGUCCGUACGCGCAACGCGCACCGCAAAAGCUCACGUCUCGUGCGUCUCGUCGCCAAUAAUCUCGGCACCAGUUUUUAUAACCUCUUGUCACGCCCGUCGUAACGCUUAUCAUUCUGCGGCUGCCCGUUCGCUACUUCGUUUUCCCUGCCAUUCACGCUUGUCGCACCCCGACGCAUUCGCUCUUUCAUGUAGCUCUCGUAGUUUCUAAAACUCACGAUAAAUUUGUGGUGACAGUAAAAUAAAUUACCGGCGAGAUUUAAGAUUACGAGUUUGUCGAAGUUCUCGACCCGUACGCUGUUGCUCUCACCAGUUUCUACGAAAACGACGAGCCAGCUGAACUAGCGGCCGAGAAUCUUGACACUGUACAACAGGCGGAGGGAUCGGAGGACACGGGCGCAAUGUCGAACAAGCAAACCAAGUCGGACUCGACGAAGUCAAAGGGUGCCAAACCAAAAUCCAAGUUCGGGACAUUAAAUGAUCUUCAGAGUAGCGAUAGCAGUUCCGAAGAGGAGGAGGGACAAGCGUUUUACGCUGGCGGUUCCGAACAUGGUAGUGGGCAGCAGGUUCUAGGACCAGGAAAGAAGAAAAAAGACAUCAUCAGCGAUAUGUUCAAGUCGUGCCAGGAGCAAUCUAUCGCUACAGAUUCCCCUAAAAUGGGAGGUCAACAAAGGCCGAACACAUUCAGAGGCACGGGAUAUAAAUUAGGUCAAACCAGCUCAGAUAGCGAAGUAGUGAUGGGAGCAAAUGCAGAUCAACAAUCUUCGAGCGGUCUUAUCAUAUUGAAGUUGUGGAAGGAUGGAUUUACAAUAAAUGAUAGCGAAAUACGAUCGUACGAGGAGGCAGAGAACAGAGACUUUCUAGAUGCCAUUAAACGAGGCGAGAUCCCGGCGGAGAUUCGUCAACAGGUACAGGGUGCAGAAGUGCGACUCGACAUGGAGGAUCAUCGUCACGAGUCUUACGUUCCACCAAAAACUAAAGUAAAAGCCUUUUCUGGAAAGGGGCACAUGCUUGGAAGUCCAUCGCCCGCUACCGUGGGCAUGACGGUUCCAACGGAUCCUGCUGAUCAAGCUGCCAAUGAAGCGCAAGCGAAGAAGGAAUUGGAUAUAGAUACCUCGCAGCCAACCACGACAUUACAAAUCCGUCUUGCAGACGGUAGUGUUGUAAAGGCUCAAUUCAACCUGUCGCAUACAGUCGCUGAUCUUAGACGAUAUAUAAUAACUAUGAGACCUCAGUAUGCUCUAAGGGAUUUCAUUUUAUUAACUGUAUAUCCAACGAAGGAACUUGCAGAAGACAAAACGAUCGAGGAGGCUGGUUUACAAAAUUCGGCUAUAAUGCAACGACUGAAGUAAACUUUUUCUAAAUUCAUAGAUUGAAUAUAUGUAACGAUUAGACACCAAAUAUAUGUUAAAUCGCUUGAAAAUAAAAUUUCUAUGUAUUUUUAUUAGGAAUACACCUUUUUUUCUUACUA
Solenopsis invicta (red fire ant) is the source of this 1501-nucleotide messenger RNA. Its product is annotated as NSFL1 cofactor p47. The coding region runs from base 432 to 1382 and encodes 316 amino acids. The transcript has 5 exons. NCBI's taxonomy places the organism in Eukaryota, Metazoa, Arthropoda, Insecta, Hymenoptera, Formicidae. Gene Ontology annotation, biological process: nuclear membrane reassembly; proteasome-mediated ubiquitin-dependent protein catabolic process; membrane fusion. Gene Ontology annotation, molecular function: ubiquitin binding. The record is from RefSeq and is a predicted model, not a curated record. Gene Ontology annotation, cellular component: cytosol; nucleus.